ACAACGUGCACGCACACACACCACAUACACCACACCACACAUGGGGGAGAACGGUGGGGUGCCACGGCCGGCACUGUUGCUGGCACAGCAGCCGCAGCAGCGGCGGCAGCAGCAGAGGCUGGUGCGGGUGUUGGAUGCGUUUGUGCAGGACAAGAAAGGCCUGCUCUCGCCAGCUGCCCAAGGAAAAGCGGAGGCUGCGCUGCGAGACGCCGGGGCGCUUGAUGACAGCCAUGUGCGUCGCGUUCGUGGGCUGGAAGAUGACAUGACACAGAUGCAGCGUCGUGCAUGGAAAGCAGCCAGGCUUCUUGCGUGCGGGGUCAAGGCAUGGGCCAAUGGUGCCCAUGACCAACAGCAGCAGCAGUCGCAGCAGCAAGAACGUCAGCAGCAACAGCCGCAGCAGCAAGAACGACAGCAAUAUUUACACCACCACCACCACCAACAACAACAACACCAACAACAACAGCAGCAGCAGCAAGAGCGACAGCAAGAGGAGGAAGGACACUCGACCGCAAGAGAACAUAGGGGCCAUGCCAGCACCCACACUAACACUCACGACGGCCAGCCACACGACAGAAUCAAUCUGCGCGAGCAACGUGUGAUCACAACUUGCGUGCUUUACAUCGACUUGUUGGGCCUGACGCCGCAUGUGCCGAGCAACGCACUGCCGCCGGUCAAAGCGCGAGCGCCGCGAAACACCCCUGCCCCAAUCCUUCGCGCUGCACAGGGCAGCGCAAAACCCUCUGACGCACGAGAUAAACAGGCAACCCACCGAAAGUGCCUCGCCAUCAUCUGCGACACGGUGCUUGCCGCCAUCCCGGGGCUGCCGCCGACAGCGCUGUCGCUGAUGCUGCCAACACUUGUAGUUGCCCUCUCGUAUCGGGCGUUUGGUGCAGCGGUGUCUUCAGCGGGCACAGCGGCAGCAGUUUCGUUUCAGGUGGCCACCAUUCGCCUCAAACAUCACAACACGCCAAGGGACGCCGUCCAGUCUGCCGUUGCGCUGCAACACACAGCGCAGCUUGAACACAGCGACAGCGACAGUGACAGCGAUGGCAAUGAAAGUGACGAUGACAAUGUUGACGAUGGCCACAAUGGUGAUGAUGAUGGCAGUCCUGUGACUGGUGAUUUUGAGGGCCAUGCGGAUAACGAGGUUGCUGGAGAGAAAAGCAGCCGUGACAACAGCAGCUCGUGCACUGCAUCACACCCUGCAUCAUGUGCAGCUGCUACCUCACACGCCAGCAACAAGUUGCCCAGCCAUCGAAGGCAGGAUCAGGCCCUGUGUGAUCUCGAGCGGCUGCUUGUGCACGAACUACCGCCUGACACAAGCUUGGAGGCGCUGUUUAAGGCGAGCAGUGGCGCAUCCAGCCAGGCGCGAUGGGUACGCACGGCCACCUCCAUCUUCAUCGCGGCCAACCUGAUGCGAAGGCACGGCGUUGUGACGCUGCUGCGGAUGCUGCUCACAGAUGGGAGUGAUGACCAGACCACACAGGACAGUAAGGCAUCGUCCACGGUGAUGUGGCAGCGGGCGCAGUUUGCUGCCAUCAUGAUUGGCACGCCCCCGCGCCAGCCGUUCUUCACCCAUCACCGCUACUAUGCACGCGUUUUCCCACAACUGCGUGCUGUCAUCUGCCAGGGGCGGCGUGUGCGCGGCAGUGGCGCAUCAUCAUCAGCAACAUCAGCAGCACCAGCUGCUCGUCACGACGGCAGCAACGGCAGCGGUGGUCAGAAUGAGGAGGAUGAGGUGUACACAGAGUUGUCGCUGGCUGCGCAGCGGGCAGCAUGUUUAGCUGUGUUUCGACUCUUCAAUGCCGAUCCCCAGCUGACAUACACGCACUUUCUUCGCCAAUUUCUAAAGCCGUUCCUCAUCUACACACAAACAGCACGCGAGCCGCAAGAUGCACAACACGCGCGGUCUUCAGCAUCACCCCAAUACACUCGUCGAGACGAGCAGCGACACAGCGAUAGCAAGGAUGACAGUCGGGCCAGCAACGACAACGGUGGCAACAGUGUCAACGCUGAUGAUGAUGCUUCGUGUCUCCACAGCACCAAUUCCAUCCUGUGCUCAUCGCGUGACGUGGAGGAGAGCCGCUCGCGUGUGUGUGCAUCUGUCCUCCGCUGGGAGUUGCAGCUUCCUGUCGGUGAUGCAGAGAUGGACAUGAUGGAUGCGGCGUAUCUUGCGUUUGUGGUGGACGCAAUGGCAAGCACAGGGCAGCAGCUGUUCCUGGAAACGCUCACGCAUGUAUUUGAGCGCGUGCAGCCACAGGAGGACGUGGGACCCAGCCAACACGCGAGUGGUGAUGGUGCAAGUGGUGGCGUUGGCGGGGGAGGGCACGCAGCGAUUGCGACGACUGCCAGUGGUGUGACGAGAGAACGGCUGGUAAUCGGCGCGCUUCAGCCAUCAUCAUCACCACCAACACCAUCACCGUCACCAUCAUCCUCGUUCGAUGUUCCCCUGUCCAUUUUGAUCCGGGUGGAGCGCCUGCUGGCUCUGCUUCUCGAGCACGUUGCUCCAGAGGCCAUGACAGACGCGGCAAAGGGCCUGGCGCUGGUUCACGCGCUGCUGCUGUUCCCCCACGAGGGCGUCACAUCCGCGGCGCUCAACGUGCUCGAUCUCCUGCUCAGCGGCUUCAUUACCGUUGAGCGGUCGCUGUGGCCGCUGCUUGAUCAGUGUAUACCAGCACUCGAUCGCUUACGGAAGAGCACGGAAGUUAACACAGCAGGCACACGCACAGACACACGCACAGACAGCAACGCCCGUCCACCGCAAGCACGUGGCACCGCUACCGCCACCACCACGGGCGGGAGUGACUAUGAUGACACUCAAGAUGCGAGCGUGGAGGGGCUGGCAGAUCGACUGUACGUCUCAAUUCGCACGCGCGCAGCAUGCUGGUCUGGCCUGGGCGAGAACAGAGAAGCAGGACCGAGCCACGAACAAUGCGACAGCACUGAAGGCGCCACUGCUGUGGAUGAGCUGCAACGCAUCUUCACGGAUAUCAAAGACCCUCUGAUGCCCGUCCGUGCACAUGCGCUCGUACAACUCCGCAAACUCAUCAAUGCAAAACGGGAGCAAGUGAAAGAGAACCUGAACCAGAUCCUUGGGAUGUUGUCACCAUGCCUUGGUGACCCAGACAGCUACCUGUAUCUCGCUGCCAUCGAUGCAUUGGCGGCACUUGGUGCCGCAUUCCCUGCUGCGGUCCUUCCCAAAAUCAUGGCAGAGUUUCGCGAUGGUUCACUGGCCAUUGAGCUUCGCCUGAAAAUAGGACAGUCCCUGAUGCAAGUGGUGCGAGCGCUCGGCUCCGCUCUUCCAAAACACGUCCACCUCGUCCUCCCCGCAAUGCUCGACAUGUGUCGCCGCGGUGAUGAAACGCUGCGUGCGAGCUGCCUCUCAAACUUGGCCGAGAUCUGUCAACUUCUUCGCUUUGCCCUCCAGCCGCACAUGAGUGAGGUUGCGCACUGCAUCUCACAGCUCGCCCUCCGCGACCCCUCGGAGCAGGUCCGCCGCGGCGCCAUGCAUGUCCUCGUGUCCAUCUUGAAAGGUCUUGGGGCCGAUGCCCCGCACGUGCUUUCCGGGCACAUUCGCCCGCUCGUGCACAUGUGUCGCAGCGUCGAAGACACGGACCAGGACGGCGUCACGCGAUUCCACGCUGCUGCUGCGCUUCAUGAGCUACAGAGCAUUGCAAGAUCGUUCCUUAAGCUCAAUAGUUGACCUGGGAAUGCCGGAGACCCUUCGCGUGUAUACGCGCCACUCGAGCACACGUGCUUGCACUCUUGCUUGUUUGGUCGUCAUAUGUAUUUGCAUAGUAUUGUUGGAACAAAUCGUCACUAGCUAGUAGUAGUUGGAUACUUGGUUUGGAAUAACACAGCAGGUGUUGUGUGGUCGUGGUGGUGUGCAAUCAACGAUAAAUCAACAGGCAAGCGAG
Molecule: messenger RNA, 3917 nt
Organism: Salpingoeca rosetta
Lineage: Eukaryota; Choanoflagellata; Craspedida; Salpingoecidae
Exons: 10
Coding region: 41-3703 (1220 amino acids)
Biological process (GO): protein secretion
Source: RefSeq, a predicted model, not a curated record